AUGCCCAAGGGAGCUAGCAUCCCAGACGCCUGGGAGGAUGACUGGGAGACUCAGGCUGACAAGGCAGAGGAGCAGAACGAGGAGCCCGCUCCUACACAGCAGGCAUCUCUGACAAAGGCAGAGCGCCUUGCACAGCAUGCAGAAUCUAACAGAAAGCUCUGGCAAGCAGCUGACGCCCCUGAGGAGUUUCAUUAUGUCUCCACCAGCAACAACGUGCCGCUUGCGACGACCUUUAAGCCCGCCAUGAAAGUCCUGAGCCGGAAACCUGCGCCGCGCAUGAUAGCAAAACGAGACCCGGUGACAGGGUUAGAGCAAUUGACUAUCGAGGACGACAAGGACGACGACGACGAGGCUAAAAAGAACCAGCCUACACCAGAGGAGAUCCGCAUGCGCCAGCAGAAAGAGCUGGAGGAAAAGCAGCGGCGGCAACUCCACGCCUGGCAACGUCACGCCGCCGCAGAAUGA
This is a messenger RNA of Phaeoacremonium minimum UCRPA7, 465 nucleotides long. RefSeq lists its product as hypothetical. The transcript has 3 exons. The record is from RefSeq and is a predicted model, not a curated record. NCBI's taxonomy places the organism in Eukaryota, Fungi, Ascomycota, Sordariomycetes, Togniniales, Togniniaceae. Bases 1 to 465 code for a protein of 154 amino acids.